AUGAGAGCCGUUACAAUUUCCUUGUUUGGAUUUCUUCUUGUCAUCGCAGCCACCAUUAUUAGCUUUUGUGAUAGGAAUUCCAAUGUGCUUUGCAUUAACAGUGAGAGGCAAGCUCUUUUGAAGUUCAAGCAACACCUAAUUGAUCGAUCAAACAGGCUAUCUUCUUGGGUUGAAGGUGAAGAUUGCUGUGAAUGGUUUGGUGUUUUCUGGAAUAACUUCACUGGCCAUGUCAAAGAGCUGCAUUUGGGGCUUCAUUCAAGCAGUCCUGACAUAGAACUGGAUGAUGAACGGGAUGCUUACUUUCGGUCAAAGCUAGGAGGCAAAAUAAAUCCUUCUUUGAUCGAGUUGAAACAUCUCAGUUUCCUAGACUUAAGCAACAACGACUUUGGAGGCCUGGCAAUUCCUGAAUUCAUUGGUUCGAUGAAGAGUUUGACAUAUCUUAACCUCUCUUCGGCAAAAUUCAGCAGAGCAAUUCCCCAUAAUCUUGGAAAUCUCUUAAAAUUACAUUAUCUUGAUCUUGGACACAAUUCCUUUUUUGAAGCUAAAACUCUUCAAUGGGUUUCUGGUCUUUCGUCUCUGCAGUAUCUUGAUUUGAGUGAUGCAAAUCUUACUAAAGCAACUGAUUGGCUGCAGGCAACAAACAAACUUCCUUCUUUGGUGGAGUUACACUUAUCAGAUUGCUCUUUAAAUAAUAAUGAUUCAUCUUCGAUCAGUGUUAACUACACAUCUCUUGCCGUUCUUGAUCUUUCUUCAAACAUGUUGUCUUCGAUACCUACAUGGAUAUUCAGUCUUCGUAGUCUUGUCUCCAUUGAUCUUAACUCUAAUGCAGUUGAAGGUGCGAUUCCCAAUGGUUUUCAGAACAUCUGGUUGUCUAAUUUAAACCAACUUCAAUUCCUUGGUCUUGGUGAUGUCGGCCUAAAAGGUAAUUUUUCAAGUGCUAUUGGAAACUUGAGCUCUCUUACUCAUCUUGAUGUUUCACGUAAUGGAAUUGAUCAAGAGGUAUCAGAAAUCAUAGAGAGUUUGUCUAGAUGUAGUUUGGAUCGAUUAGAGUUAUUAAAUAUUGCAUCUAACAAACUUUCUGGCCAUUUACCUGAUCAACUUGGCCAAUUUAAAAAUUUGGCAUACCUUUUCCUUUCUAGAAACUCCAUUUCUGGUCCUAUUCCAUUCUCAAUAGGGAAGUUGCCAUCAUUGAAACUUCUUGAUGUUUCAUACAAUCAAUUGAAUGCAACUCUUCCUAAAAGUUUAGGACAACUUAGGAAUUUGGAACAUUUAGACAUUAGCAAUAAUAUGUUGGAAGGAAAUCUAUCAGAAAUGCACUUUUCUAAUCUCACGAGAUUGAGAUUAUUUUGGGCAUCUAACAACAUGAUAACGUUUAAACCAAAUCCAAGUUGGAUUCCUCCUUUUCACUGUGAAAGUAUUGAAUUGCGUAACUGGCAUAUUGGUCCGCAAUUUCCUCAGUGGCUACAAUUCCAAAAGAACUUGUCUCGUUUAGAUAUCUCCCAUGCUGAAAUUUCGGGUGUCAUUCCCACUUGGUUUUGGAGCCUUUCGACUCAAUUUGAAUAUCUAAACCUUUCCCAUAACCAUCUAGUCGGGGGGAUUUCAUAUUUACCGAAGAGUAGGACAGUUGACUUGAGGUCCAACCUCCUGGGUGGUAUUGAGUCAUUAAACCUUCGUAACAAUAACCUGUUUGGAGAAGUACCAUCCAUAUUGCAGCAUUUAGCUAAUUUGCUUAUUCUUGAUCUUAGUGAAAAUCAAUUAACGGGCAGUAUUCCGGCAUGGAUUGGAGACAAGCUUUUAGGCCUUGUGGUUCUAAACCUUCGUUCAAAUAAAUUCCAAGCCUAUAUUCCUGAUCAAAUUUGUGCUCUUAAUUCUCUUCAGUUCUUGGAUCUUGGUUAUAACAACAUUUCAGGAGCUAUUCCAAAAUGUUUUAGUAACCUAAGUGCCAUGGCCACAAAACCCAUCAACGGAAUCUUGGAUCGAUUGGUCUUGGAAGUCGACCCUAGCAACUGGUUUUAUUUAGGUGCAUUAUUGGUGAUGAGAGGAAGAGAGGAUGAAUAUAGUACCACACUAGGACUUGUUACCGGCAUAGACCUUUCAGGUAACAGUCUCACAGGAGAGAUCCCCAGAGAACUUGGUAAUCUCAAGGAGCUGCGGUCGUUAUAUUUGUCAGGAAAUCUCCUAACAGGACAGAUACCAGAGAACAUUGGCAAUCUGGAGGUGUUGGAAUCUCUUGACUUGUCUAUGAACCGACUCCAUGGUGAAAUCCCUUCAAGUUUCUCCAAUUUGAAUUUUUUGAAUCACUUCAACGUGUCAUAUAACAACUUGACAGGAAAAAUCCCCUCAGGCACCCAGCUCCAAAGCUUUGACAAUUUUCUUACAUUGGCAAUCUUCUUUGCGGACCUCCAAUCACUAAAAAUUGCAGCAGCAAUAGCGAAACACCUGAAUUAG
Messenger RNA from Durio zibethinus, 2448 nucleotides. NCBI's taxonomy places the organism in Eukaryota, Viridiplantae, Streptophyta, Magnoliopsida, Malvales, Malvaceae. The record is from RefSeq and is a predicted model, not a curated record.